This is a messenger RNA of Elgaria multicarinata webbii, 4784 nucleotides long. RefSeq names its product espin (gene ESPN). Lineage: Eukaryota; Metazoa; Chordata; Lepidosauria; Squamata; Anguidae. Bases 1 to 2496 code for a protein of 831 amino acids. Gene Ontology annotation, biological process: actin filament bundle assembly. The record is from RefSeq and is a predicted model, not a curated record. The transcript is spliced from 14 exons. Gene Ontology annotation, molecular function: actin filament binding. Gene Ontology annotation, cellular component: cytoplasm.
AUGGCCCUGGAGCGGGCUCUGCAGGCCGCCCGCCAGGGCGACGUGGACACGCUCAAGGCGCUGCAGGCGGACGGGCAGCUGCAGCCGGCCGCGCUGCGGGACCCGCUGGGCGCCUCGCCGGCUCACCACGCGGCCCGCGCCGGGAAGCUCAACUGCCUGCGCUACCUGGUGGAGGAAGCGGCGCUGGCCGGCACCGGGCGCGCGCGCAACGGGGCCACGCCGGGCCACGACGCCGCCGCCACCGGCAACCUGGCCUGCCUGCAGUGGCUGCUCACCCAGGGCGGCUGCCGAGUCCAGGACACGGACAAUUCCGGGGCCACCGUCUUGCACCUGUCUGCCCGGUUCGGCCACCACGAAGUGAUUGACUGGCUCCUGCGCUUUGGGGGCAGCGACCCGCUAGCGGCCACGGACACAGGGGCUUUACCUGUUCACUACGCAGCAGCCAAAGGAGACUUCCCUUCCUUGCGACUCCUCAUUGGGCAUUGUCCCAGCUCAGUCAGUGCUCAAACCAAGAACGGUGCCACACCCCUCUACUUAGCUUGCCAGGAGGGCCACCUGGAGAUCAUCCAGUACUUGGUCAAGGACUGUGGAGCGGACCCCCACGUACGCGCCAACGACGGGAUGACCCCCCUCCACGCCGCCGCCCAGAUGGGCCACAACACCAUCAUCGUCUGGCUGAUGAGUUUCACCGACAUCAGCCUCUCAGAGCAGGACGACGACGGCGCCACCGCCAUGCACUUUGCCGCCAGCCGCGGCCACGCCAAAGUGUUGAGCUGGCUGCUCUUGCACGGCGGGGAGAUCACCACCGACAACUGGGGCGGGACCCCCUUGCACGACGCAGCGGAGAACGGCGAACUGGAGUGCUGUCAAAUUCUCGUGGUGAACGGCGUCAACUUGGGGAUCCAGGACCAGGACGGCUACACGGCCGCCGACCUCGCGGACUACAACGGGCACGUGCACUGCGCCAAGUACCUGCGCACGGUGGAGAACAUGAGCGUGGAGCACCGGGUCCUUUCGCGCGACCCCUCUGCCGACCUGGAGUUCAAGCACCCCGACUCGGGCAUGUCCUCUCCCAACACCACCAUGUCUGCCCCACAGGCCCACUUCGACCUUGGAUCGCCCAGCAGCACUCUCUCCAACUACGACUCUUGCAACUCCAGCCAAUCCAGCACCGGGGAGAAACGGAACAGCCAGGCCUCCCGAAUUCCCGAAACGACUAUCACAGAUAUGCAAACGUAUAUGGACAUGCUGAACCCAGACUCGGGGCCGGGGGACGGCAAGAAAGGCGACGAAGCUUCCCCACCGCCGCCGCCCAGUUUCCCGGCGCCUCCUCCGCCCCCCAAUUCCAAGGUGCCCCCUCCUCCUCCCGGCUACCCAGCGCCAAACCCUCCCGAGCUCCAGCACACGGCCGAGAUCUACGUGCAGGCAAAGAACAAACUCCGGCACGUGGAGAGCGAAGUGCUGAAGAGGGAGCUCACUUCCCUCGAGAGCAGCCCAGAACUGCGGCGUGUUGACUCCAGCAGGAAGUCACGAAAUUUCAACAAGCAGCCCAGCACCGGGGAUUAUUAUAAACACCUGGGCAGCGGGAGCGCCGGGGAGCACACAGGGAACAACCACAAGAUGGCGCAUAGCGAAGAGGCGUCCCUUCUGUCCGAUGACAACGUGCAAAAUGGAAGCACGGCUGAGAAUAAGCCUUCCGGAGAGGUGCCUCCCCCUCCUCCUCCCCCGCCACUCCCCGAGGGUGCCUGCCCACCACCGCCACCCCCUCCACUGCCAACGGAGAACCACCCGUCCUCGGCUAGCCAGCGGCGGUCAUCUUCCUCCACCGGAAGCACCAAGUCCUUCAACAUGAUGUCCCCAACCGGUGACAACUCUGAGCUGCUGGCAGAAAUCAAGGCUGGGAAGAGCCUGAAACCCACCCCACAAAGCAAGGGGCUCACCACCAUCUUCUCCGGCAGUGGCCAGGUUGGCACCAACGUUGAGAUCCCCCCAUCUUCCCUGCCCCCUAGCAGGACACCAACUCCGCCCUCCACUCCCGAAGCGGCGUCCGCGCCCAGGUUGGCCGCCUCGCCCGAGCCGGUUGUCAACGGCUCCUCACCGCCGCUCGUCUCCUCGGCCCCAGCUGGCCAGGUGGACAUAGAGGCCCUGAUCCCCACCCAUGAUGAGCAGGGGCGCCCCAUUCCCGAAUGGAAGCGCCAGGUCAUGGUGCGCAAGCUCCAGAUGAAAAUCCAGGAGGAGGAAGAGCAGAGGCGCAAGGAGAGAGAGGAAGAGGCCCGCUUGGCCACCAUGCCAGCCUGGCGGAGGGACAUCUUUCGCAAGAAGAUGGAGGAGGAGAGAGAGCAAAAACGAAAAGAACAGGAGAAGCUGAAGCGAGAAGAGGAGGAGAAGGAGAAGGAACAGUCGGAAAAGCUAAGGACUCUUGGGUACGAUGAGACAAAACUGGCCCCUUGGCAGAGGCAGAUCAUCCUCAAAAAAGGAGACAUAGCAAAGCACUAGGGACCAGGCGCCCCCCUGCCCCCCGCCCCCCCCCCCGGCUGCCGCCUCUGCUGUGCUUUGGGACGCUUCCUUCCUUUAGAUCUCAGAGCUUGUGACUUGUUCGAGAGGGAGAGGGAAGCUUCUGCCCUCUUCCUGUUUCUGGGCUUAUCUCUUCUUCCAGCAAAAUCACACACGCUGUCAACCCCACAAUUGCUCAUUGACUUUCUUCCUCACCAUCCCUCCCCGUGGCUCCCUAAAAGUGAGGACAGGCAAAACAUUCUAAGUGUGACCGAAGCGAUUUCAAAGCGUCUUCGCUGCCUAAAGGUGCGUGUACAUCUUCCAAACCCGGAACAAAAGAGGAAAACUAAAAGCACCCCAAGUUUCCAGCAGGUCAGGAAUAGCUGGCUCUGAUAAGCACCGCUGGGCUAGCAUCUGUCACAUCACCAACCCAUGACACACACACACCCAAUUACAGUUUUGCAGCUGUUUGUGGUUUUGUUUUAAAUUAAGGUUGAUGACAGAUACAUGUCAUUUUUAAAAAUAUUAUUGGCGGCAGCAGCAGGAGAGAGUUGGAUAACUGCCGGCAGGACAUGGGAAGGGCAAAUCUCAAGGAUGAGUUGUGCGACAAAGUGAAGUUGCAAAGCCAGGUUCGUAUGAUUCGGGAGGGGGGGGGGAAUCCGCUGUUCAGAAUGCUACAUCUGUCUUCACCCUAAGUCUGAACUGAAAAACAAAGCUAGCCACAUGGCAACCGUAGCAUCUUAUAACACCCCUUUUUUUGGCAUGAUAACUGCUAUCUGUGCAAUAAAAGAACUUCUCCGUGUUUGACCCUCGCUUCUGUCUUAGCUAAUGCUCUCCCCGCCUCCCUGUUUGCCAGGGCUGAAGCCGAGCCACGUCAUGUGCAAUUGGGCUCAGCAUUCCGCAAAUCUCUGCUCUAUUAUUACUAUUUCUAAUCACGUUUCUGGCCCUUAUGCCUGUGAAGGUAUGCAUGGAAGUGAGUGGGCCAUUCCUGCUCUGAAGAUGGGUGCGGCUGAAUAAAGAAAGACCAGCGCUUUGCCAUCACCAUUACUUGCAGAGAAAAGCAAUGCACCGUUACUUGCUACGCAAGUACCAAUUCUACAAAAUGAGAUUCUGGAAACCUUUUUUUCUCUUUUUCUAUUGACAUAAUUUAUGUAGGUUGAAGAGUCUGACUUUCCUUGGUGCAGAAGUGGGGUGGAGAAUUGCAACUUUUCUUUUAAGCUCUGUAAGUAACAGGUUGUGCAACCUUAUAUGUAUGUGGAGGCCUGCCCUCAGCGGGGCUUGUUUCAGAAGUUUUCUACGCAAGGCUGUUAAUCCGCUGUAUCUCCUUUCGGUUUCGACACAGGAUUGCGAUCCAAGCACUAAACGAAGAGUGUUUCCUUUCCUGCUUUUCUGGUACAUAACCUCUAGGUGGCACUGUGGGAUAGCAGAAGAGCGCAAACACACAUGAAAAAAGCGGUUUCUUUCACUUUUAGAAUGAAAUACCACAUUUUCUCUGUUCUUAAAAAAAAAACCUCGCUGAAAGUGCUCUUUGGACACAGAAGUGAAACUGGUCAUGACAUCAUUUAAAGAACCUGUAAACAACUGUGAAUAGGUAAUGAUGAGCACACAAUAAAUGCCUUGUGUAGAAAAGUGCUCAGUGGUAAAGGAAAGUUGUUUUUGAAAACGUGGUAAUUAAAGCAGGUCUGGGCCUCCAUGGCAAGGAAUCCAAUGGCACCCUACAGCAUCCUAUUUCCCUCGGUUCUUUCUUCUUGGCUGGCUUCAGACUUCCCCUUUCUAGAUUAUAUGUUUCUGCAAGCUUCCACUCAAAUAGUUGUAGGUAAGAAUACCAGGGCUUAACAUGCAGAGAUCCUCAAAUGCUGUAUACAUACAUUAACCUGCGAUGCUGGCUGGGGAUGCUGGGAUUUGUAGUCCAAGACAUCUGGGAGGCACCAGGUUGGCAGAGGCUGCAUUAAACGAACUCUCAAACCUCCCGGCGUCUUUCCUGCUAGAGCCUUGUAGAAGAAGAGUAAAUCCCUUUGUCCUGCGGAUGUACUUUUUUUCUCUUUUUUUAAUUUUGCAAAGGAAAAACAAAACAAAAGCUGAAACAGGCAUUUUUUUCAAAGCAAAGACUUGGAUGCUUGUAAAAAGAAGUCACGGGAAUUCGGAGGGACUAAGGCAAAGAUUCCCCUUCAACUGCCGUAUUGACUGAUGUGUCUUGAUCAUUAGAGCAGAACAGUUCAUUCAUGGCUUCUUCUUAUUUUUUUUUGGGGGGGGGGGGUAUAUUUUCUUUUCUAUACGUUUUUGUCUCGUCU